Sycon ciliatum is the source of this 1158-nucleotide messenger RNA. RefSeq lists its product as uncharacterized. Bases 1 to 1158 code for a protein of 385 amino acids. The record is from RefSeq and is a predicted model, not a curated record. The transcript has a single exon. Lineage: Eukaryota; Metazoa; Porifera; Calcarea; Leucosolenida; Sycettidae.
AUGGAGGCCGCCAGAUUUGCCGUGAAGUCCGCUCCCCUCCAUUUUCGCGGACUGCAGUACCUGCUGCUGGACCACUGGCCAAUGAGUGGUGCUCCCACCAGUCACCAAUACUUUCCGCUGUCACCAUGGGCACAAGCCGAUCUUCAAUGGUGGUGCACCUCGAGCCAGAUAACAUUCACGAGUGCUAUCCGUGUACCCCCUGUGUCGUUGACCUAUGCAACAGAUGCAUCACUUCUGGGGUGGGGUGCAGUAUGUGGCUCACACCAGUUAGGCGGCCGAUGGCACCCAGACGAGUCCACACACCACAUCAAUUGGUUGGAACUGAGAUCGGUGCAGCUGGGACUGCAAACGUUCGCAUCGACGGCUCACCAGAUAUCCAUUCGCCUGGAGGUCGACAACGUUCCGACUGUUGCAUUCCUGAACCGGAAGGGCGGAACACGAUCACAGCCACUAUGUCAGCUCGCCCAAGAGAUUUGGCAGUGGGCAAUCGACAGAAACCUGGAGCUCAUCGCAGUUCAUGUCCCCGGGAAGGAGAAUGUGGAUGCGGACUUUCAGUCGCGUCACUUCCAACGCUCAACGUCGGAUUGGAUGUUGGACCCGGAGCUCUUCCAGGAACUGAACCGCUGUCUGGGACCAUGCCAAGUCGAUCUUUUUGCCGCCAGACACAACUGCCAACUGCCGACGUAUUGCAGCUGGGAUCGGGAUCCGUGGGCGACAGGGAUCGAUGCGUUCUCCAUGCCCCACCUAUGGGAGAACGGCUAUGCGUUUCCACCGUUUCGUCUCGUGGGCAGAUGUCUGCAGAUGGCGCGGACACAGCAGCUGCAUCGUCUGGUCCUCGUUGCCCCGGCAUGGCCGAAUCAGCCUUGGUAUCCCGUGCUUCUGUCAAUGCUGGUGGACUACCCGGUACAACUGCUCAGUCCGACAGUGGUGCAGGGGCCAGACAACGAACAGCACCCGCUUCGUCACAGGCUUCAGCUGACCGCAUGGGUCAUCUCCGGCAGCAACUCCAAGAGCGUGGCUUUUCAGCGCACGCUGCCUGGCUGUGGUGUCAGGCAUGGAGGUCUUCCACAAAUCGGUCGUAUGACAGUGCCUGGCGAAAGUGGCACAGCUGGUGUGGUCAACGGGCGGUUGAUCCAUUUCACGCGUCUCUGCCGAUGA